GGCAACCAGCGCACCACCACACGGCAUCGAGGGGACGUUACUCUGUGUUCCACAGAGCUUCUCUACCUCGCAUCCCCAGACCCCAGUUCCCCCCACCCCCACCCUUCCUCCUCGAUUCCCUCGCCACCGCUGCCGCCGCUGCAUCCUCCUCGUCGGCCUUCAGCGAUCGCCGCCGACUGCCGCUACUCCCGCCCGACCUCCCGCGGUGACCCCUCCUGAUCUCCUGUCUCCUCCCAUCCGCCGUCGCCUAGGGUUUUGUGGGCGCUUGCUGGUUUGGUUUCAAGGGCUAGGGUUUGGGCCGGCGGAGGCGGGAUGGUGCCGAACGGGCUGCUGCCUAAUGUGGUGGCCGGGGUGACGCGGCGGCUGGACGCCGAGCGAUGGGCCGUCGCGGAGGAGCAGACGGCGGAGUUGAUCGCACGCAUCCAGCCUACCCCGGCGUCUGAGGAGCGCCGCCGGGCCGUCGCCUACUACGUGCAGCGGCUCAUCAUGGGGUGCCUCUCCUGUCAGGUUUUUACUUUUGGAUCAGUCCCGCUCAAGACUUACUUGCCGGAUGGUGAUAUUGACGUCACCGCUUUUAGUAACAGUGAAGAAUUGAAGGAUACUUGGGCUAUUACGGUUCGGGAUGCAUUAGAACAUGAGGAGAAAAGUGAGAAAGCUGAAUUUCAUGUCAGAGAAGUACAGUAUAUUCAGGCAGAGGUGAAGAUUAUUAAGUGUCUUGUGGAAAACAUUGUUGUUGACAUCUCAUUCAACCAAGUUGGUGGUUUGUGUACACUUUGUUUCCUUGAAGAGAUGGAUAGCUUGAUCAGUCAAAAUCAUCUGUUCAAGCGAAGUAUCAUACUGAUAAAGGCCUGGUGUUACUACGAAAGUCGUAUUCUUGGAGCUCAUCAUGGUCUUAUAUCAACAUAUGCCCUAGAGACGCUGGUUCUUUACAUUUUUCAUGUGUUCAACAGUUCUUUUGACGGACCACUUGAGGUGUUGUACCGGUUCUUAGAGUUCUUUAGUAACUUUGACUGGGAGAAAUUUUGUGUAAGCUUGUGGGGCCCAGUUCCUAUAAGCUCUCUUCCAGACAUGUCUGCGGAACCUCCACGAAAGGAUGGUGGCACAUUGUUGCUCAGCAAGUCCUUCCUAGACAUGUGUGGUUCUACAUAUGCAGUUAUGCCUAGUCCCCAUGAGAACCACGUUCAGCCAUUUGUUUCAAAGCACUUCAAUGUAGUUGAUCCUUUACGAACAAGCAAUAACCUUGGAAGAAGUGUUAGCAAAGGUAACUUCUUUAGAAUACGCAGCGCCUUUGCUUUUGGGGCAAAAAGGUUGGCAAGGUUACUUGAAUGUCCAAGAGAAGAUUUGGCUGUUGAAGUGAAACAAUUCUUCACAAAUACAUGGAGAAGACAUGGCAGUGGCAAUCGUCCUGAUGCACCUGCCCAGAGCCCAAUUCAUCAAACUUUGAAGAUUGUGCCUAUUGAAGUGCCAAACAGUCACAGGAGUAUAACAGCACACAAGAAAAAGUUGGAAAAUCCCACAACAUGCAUGGAUCAUGAUAGUCUUAAUGAAGGUAGCCAAAACUAUCAUGACCCUACCACUCAACUCCUAAAGAAAGCAAGUGUACAGUAUCAGAAUUCACCAAGAACAGUUCAUUCUGCUGCUUAUCCUACUCAGAGCCAGCAAAUUUAUGCAGUGCAAUCAAAUACCAAGGUGUCUGGACAGCUAGAGAAAAACAGCAUUCCUGUUGGAUCUUUGCUGGGUGAAAGAGAUAAAAGAAUAUCAAAGAGUCACUCUGGUAUGAAUGACAGGAAUGGACAAAGCAGGCUUCAAUUUGCUAGAACAAAUUCUAGUCCUGAAUUGACAGACUCUUCAGUUCAAGGUUUUCCUUCUAGCAGGCGCACUAGAGUAGCUGAAGUAGAAAAAACUUCAAAGGCUGAGUACAGUAGCAGAAGAAAUAGUAUUAUUACAGAGGUGUCUGGCAACUACAGCAAAAAGUCUUAUCAAGAAAAGCAAGCGUCUUCCAUGAAUGCUUCAUUUAAUUCCAAAAUAUCAGAAUCAGAUCCAAGUAGUGUUUCGAGCAGCAAUCGUGAAGAUAUAUGUGUUGCAACAAAUGAAGAGCUUGCUGUGGUCCCCGAAGCAUCGGAUCUGUUGCACAAGAGAAGUCCGGAGGAACAUGAUCCGGCGGAUCUGGUGGAUGGCUUCAAUGGACAAGUUCCUUUGUCAGUGCAAAUACCAUCUCAUCUUUCUGUAGCACCUCCCCCCUUGAUGGUCUCAUCAGGUUAUCCUCAAAGAAAUCUGGCAGGAAUUUUGCCACCAAACUUUUCAUUUAUCGGAACUCCAUGGUUACACAACAUGCAGUUUGUUCAUGGAUUUGUUCCACCAACUAUGAGCCAUUAUGUUGGUAGUCCUACUUUUGCAUCAAACUCUGAAGAUGGCAAUGAGAGUGAGAGGUCCGCUACAACUGGAGCAAAUUGUGAUGAUGGAGGUAAUUGGCGUGAGAAUGGUACUGGAUUAUCUGGAAUGUCCUCUUCUCUUCAUGAUAUACCUGGUGCCCUUUUGCAAGGACAGGAAAAAUCCAGUAUUGAGGGUAGCUGUGAAACAUUAAGUGGAAAUUUUGCUGUCAUGUUUCAUCAUCAAGUAAAUGGAGGGAUAAAGUUUGGUGCCAGUAACAUGAGAUUAGUUUCUUCACAAGGAAGCUCUGGACAGACCAUUCCAGAUAGCUCAUGUGAUGAACCCGCUGGGAUGUUCCUAACAUCAUCACAAGAUAAAUGGGGUAAAACACCUGCCGCUGUAGCACCUUCCUCUUCGCACAGCAAAACGAACACCAGUUGGCAGUUUGAAAAUACGACAGAGUAUUUUCCUUCAGGACUUGAUGGAACUAGAAAUAGCAAUGCAAUACCAGAUGUGAACAUUGUUUUUUCUGGUGGAAUACCAGGGCCUAGCCCUUCAGAACAAUCAACUUCUAGUCAAGCCUCAGAUGAUCAUGAUCCAUUACACGUCAACAUGCACAAUUCUGUGUUCAGACCUUUUCUUAUUGGUCCUCAGCAGAGACAAGUUGAUAAUUCUGGUUUGACAUUUGUUCCAACAGGUCCACCAGUUCCUUUUGUUGUCUAUCCAUUUUUCCCUGGGAGUACUGAUAGUUCUGUGUCCCAGAUUGAUAGAAAUGAAGGAAGGGAUCAGUUUCCUCUCCACGUGGCAUUCCAAAGCUUUGGUUCACAUGAUGAUGCUGACCAACCUGAUGCAAAUAUUCUAACUCCACCAGGCAGUGUUAUAGCAGAUCAUGAUCACAAGUCUGACAUUUUGAACAGUGAUUUUUGGAGCCAUUGGCAAAAUUUACAGUAUGGGAGAUUCUGCCAAAAUGCACGCCCCCCUGCUUCUGUAUUAUACCCUGUUGCUAUGCCACCUAUGUACAUGCCGGGCCAUUUUCCAUUGGAUGGCCCUGGAAGACAACCUGCACAUAAUUUUAAUUGGGCACAAGUAAGGAGCCCUGGUCAUGGGGUUACUCCUGUGAUUCCUCUACAACCUGCUUCUGAAAGAGCUUCUGGUGUUUUCCAGCGCUAUGGAGAAGAUGCUCCAAGAUAUCGUGGCGGCACUGGGACCUACUUGCCAACUCCUAUGGUUCCAUUCAGGGAACGACAGUCAGGCUCAAGAAACUACAGAGGGAGUUAUAAUAGUGACAAAAUUGAUCAUAAUGAUAAAGAAGGAAGCUGGGCAAACUCAAAACAAAGAAAUGUAGGGCGUAGCUUUGGGCGUAGUCAAUCGAAGAGAUCUGGCAUUAGGUCUGACAGACAGACGGCUGAUGAAAUUCAGGCUGAUAGGCAUUGGCAACCCUACAGAAAUGAUUCAUACAGGCAAGAAGAUGGUGGUCUACCAAGUGUACAGAACCAUUCAUUUGGAUCUACAAACUCUACUCGCAAUCCAGUAAACAUGGCAUAUGGGGUUCCAUCACAACCAUCUACUGUUUCCAGUGGAACCAGUGCUUUAUCUGGAUCUUCAAUGCAACCAGUUGUCCUAUACUCCUCUGAUCAAUCUGCAAAUUACGGUGCUACUGGUAAACCAAUCGAAUUUGGUUCAUUUGGGGCUAUCCCUGUGGAUUCUAGUGACAUACAACGACCGCCACAUGAAGUACAUGCAAAUGGAUUUUCUGAGCAGAGGCAUGUCCCAUACAAUGGUGGCUCCUCCCGUUCAUCCCCUGAUCAACCAUUGCCGCCUCGCCUACGAAGGAGUUGAUGCCAUCAUCAGUCAUGGCCUGUUUCCUUGAACUGGCACAGCAUUGCUGAACUCAGCCGAGCUCCAAUGACUGGCUGUUAUCCAGGAGUACAGAUGAACAUGUGCCUGAACCCCCCUAGCUGGUCGGUGGGAAAGUAAUCUUUGGAUGUGUCAAGAUGCUUCACCAUUGUUUACUUUUGUCCACAGAUUCAGGACUAAGCUGAUUCAUCAGUCAUCAGAUCCAUGUGCUUCCUGCAGCCAAGCUAGCAUAAGCAAAGAUUGCCAUCUUCAUCAAUAAUUGGUGUGAAGAUUAUGAGCAUGGAUCAGGUACGUGGCCCUUGCCAUCCAUAUAUGGUAUUAGGAUACGUCCAGGGGCUUCUCCGUCAGAAAAUGGAAAACAACGACUGGAAGAUACCGCGUUCUUCACCAGACAUUAGUGCUUUGGUGGUGUAAACGGAGCUACUUCUGGAUUCCUGUUGAUAGGUAGCAAAAGAACUGUGCCAUUACUUUACAUACAUAAAAGUGUUACUCUCCAUGCGAUAGGAGCAACCUUAAUGGCAAAUCUUUGACAACUGGUCUCUGCCCAAUGAAUAAAAGUCAGUGACUUGUUUA
This is a messenger RNA of Phragmites australis (common reed), 4800 nucleotides long. RefSeq lists its product as uncharacterized. NCBI's taxonomy places the organism in Eukaryota, Viridiplantae, Streptophyta, Magnoliopsida, Poales, Poaceae. Bases 313 to 4209 code for a protein of 1298 amino acids. The transcript has 9 exons. The record is from RefSeq and is a predicted model, not a curated record.